CUGUAACUCGUUAUCGGUGUUAACUGUGGUCCCCUGUGUCGAAUAGAAGUGGCGUCGGUUGGCGAUCAGUUGGUCGGACCACGAAACGAAGCGUGUCGGUCGUCGCGAGAGUUCUCCUCGCGUUCGCGGUUACUUCCAAUCCAUUCUCUUCUGUUCGUCAUUCUCGACGAGCCGUUUCUUGCUCUUUCUCUCGCCUUCCACCCCCCACCUUCUCUGUUUCACUUGCUCUACGUGCAUUACGCGAACGAGAGUCGCAGUCGAUCGCCAGUGUCGGCACAGAGGCAUCGUUGACGCUGUGUCCCUUCUCUCUCUCUCUCCCUCUCCCUCUCUCUAUCUAUUCAUCUCCUUCUCUCCUUUUUCUCUUCCUCCUUUUACGUUCUUUCCCUUCCUUUUCGCUCUCUUCUCUCGAUUAAUUCUUCCCUCUCUCCGUUUCUGUUCUCCUUCUUCCUAGCGAUGCGCCGUGCAUCCGACGGUACUCGCUCGCUUUCCAUCCACAUUCGCCGCAUCUUACGCCUUUUUUCCAUCCUGUUCGUUGGAUCGUCGCGUUUCCCGUCACGGGUUAUCUUCCCAUCGAAUUGUAGUAAGUCGAACGAUCCUGCGUAAGGUGGAUUCGGUGAUCGGCCGUGUUCCAGCAGUGAGUGUGAUCUUUCUCGUUGGCGAAGAUUUGUUCGAAUCGUGGCGUUGAGGCCUGCGAUUAUACGCGUAGCAGUGGAAAUACCAUACAGCGCCGCAGGUUUCAGGAAGGCUGAAAGUUUGGCGGUGGCAAGCUGCGCUUCCUGGGUACAGGAGGAUGGAGGCGGCGGAGGAAAUCGUCGAUGAAAAUCCCUGGAACACGGACGCGCGAACCGAUCGCGAUUCCACGCACCAAACUGCCAAGAGCGAAGAUCAAGAGGAGCAAGAGAAAGUUCUGUCGAUAGACAAAGUUACAGUAGAAAAGAUCGUGUUAGAAUCUGCUGGUUCUCGCGAGGUUCUUUUAACGAAGAAUGAAACUUCGUUGAAAAGGAAACUUUCGAUAAAAUCCGAGCCUGGUAAGCCAGCGUUCACGCGAUCAAAAACCAACGAAUCGGCGGAUUCUAGUAAAUUUCGUGCUUCUCUUCCCGAAGAUAUUCUUACACCUAACAGUACCGAUAUCUGUAAUAAUGCUCCGUCAAAAGAAAACACGGAAUCGACGAUUAUAGAAAAGAAAAUUAAGCCUGUUAAAUUAAGCAAGAGUCCAUCUAUAGGCAGCAUAGCGAUUUCACUGAAAAAUCUUACACCGACGAAGAUUUCGAGAAAAGAUUGGCCGAAAGACGAACUUGUUGCAGAUCGGAACAGAUCGGAAAAUAAAAGGAAGAACGAGCUUAGCGGGAAAAUCGAAGAGAAAGAAGAACGGGAUAAAGAUACGAAGGAAGAUAAGGACAACGAGAUAGAAGAAAUCGACGCGAAAAAUCGGUUAGAGAAGAGCCAAACAAACAUCGAAGUAUUGCAACAGAACCUGAACACGAAAAUCGACGCGAACACUGCUCGGAAAUAUAAAAAGAAACUACUAGAAUCGCGAGAAAACCGGGCUCUCAAGUUAUCCGACGCGGAGCCUAGCGAGAAGUUGGCCAGUAAAAUCACGUUCGACGAGGAAUUUCUGCAGAAGCAUAAUCUCGACAAGAGGUUGAAGAUCGAGGAGUACGGUUUGCUGGACGUGAAUCGCGAAUCUGUUUCCACUGUAGAAGAAGAGUCAGACUCGACGAAGAGGCCUAUCUACAGCGAGAAGGUGCUGGAAGUGGAGAAGAGGUGGUCCGGGGAGUUCCUGAAGAACCAAUUGGAUCGUCACUCCUCGGAAUCGUCCAAGUCCUCUUACGUGGAGGAGUUGGGCAGUGUUUCCUCCAGGGAGAGCGAGGACUACGAUCCUCAGGCGCCGCUCUUCGACCAGAGAAAACGCAGGCCCGAGUUUGAACGAUCGAUCGAUCUUUCUGGCAACAGAACUUGCGAGGAAAUUCUCGCUGACAGCACGCUCAGCACGGUCGACUCGGAUUCCUGUCUCGAGGACAGGAUCAAGUCUUUGGACGAGGACAUCAGAGAAAAGGAGAACGAGAGAAUCGAGGAUGACUCUGACAAUGUGGAAGUUGAUCGGCGAAAAGAGAUAGAGUUGGAAGCUUCUAAUCUGUGGAACGAGUCCGUGUAUUUAUUGUCGAAGGAAUUCUGGAAUCCUAGGAACGAGACAGCCAAGAGUUUCACAGAACAACCGAGGAUCGAAAGCGAGAAAAUUUCGAGUUCCACGAACACAGACAGCGUCGAUUUUGCGUUAGUUAGAGAGAGUUGUAAAACAGACGGCUACGCGAAUCUGAUAAGAGAGUUCACGAUGGAGGCGGGCACUUCCUCUCGCACGAAGAAAGAGGAGAAACAAAAGAAGAAACUGGGCCUUCGUCGUCUGCUACCUGGUUUCUUCUCUCCGAAGGAUUCUCGAAAAGACUACAAGAAGAAGGAGUCUAAAGAGAGAAAGAGGCCCGAUGACAGACACUUUGCUCGUUACCAGCAAAACGGGAACUAUACCAGGUCUCCUGACACGAUGAAUCUGAACGAAGAUAUAAAGAGGAACGUAAAGUUGGACAACAGCCUGAACGGGUCGAUCAUCGAGGAGAGGCUGGACGAAAUUAAGCGCGAGCUCUUUCCGGAUCAAGGACCCAUAACGAGCACCCCGGAUCACCUAGCGAGAGACGAGGAUAACGAAGGUCUGUUACGCAAUCGAAGCGGAGCUCCGAGAUCUUACACGACUGAUUCCAGUCUAAGCUCUAUCGCGCCGGACGAAAGGUGGAACGAGCGGAACGCGCAGCUGGGAAUCUCGCCCGACAUCAGGAAAUUCGAGCAGAGGCAGAAACGCGAGGAAUUUAGCCAGAGAUACGGCCAGCGAUACGGUCAGCUGGAACGAAAACACAGUCUGCAGGAGCCGAAUCAUGCGAGUAGACCGCCUUGCUUCUUUCAGAGGAAUCACGCAGCUUCUGGAAGGACCUCUGCUCCACCUAGUGAGAGGUAUCUAGUUAGGCCGAGGGCCAUUCAUCCGAUGGAUCGACCGUUGCCCGCGAUACCUCACUCAAGAACCGAAUUGGCCAACUACGAGAACUAUUUGGAGGAGCAAGAGGAAAGGCAAGAGCAAAUAGCCAGAUAUGGAAAGAACGCGUACGAUAAGCCGCCGGAAUACCUGAACGAACCUGGAUUGUACGAAAAUGAUAAUCCUCCUGGUCUGAUUUUGAAGUCUGUGUCUGCACAGGUGAAGAUUACUAGGCAGCCGAUAGUAAAUCAGAAUCACAGAGCCCCUUUGGUAGGUAGAUCCCCCAAGUACCUUUCCUCAGGGUCCAGUCAGAAAUCUGGAGAUUACGGGGAUUCGAGUUGCACACCCAAUUCCAGCCAGAAAAGCGAAUUUUCGCCAUCCAGUUCGAAGAGCGGCGAAUAUUAUUUACAUUCGCCUCGAAAUAGUGGGUCUCCCAAUGGACGCGAGUUCGACGAGGAAGAUUCUAGGCGAGAAGGGAUCUACGAAAAUGAGAAAUCGCCCUCCAGAUCGUCGACUAGAUGCAUGGAUGAGAGGAUUUAUGACGAGACUCCUGCCUCGCCUUCUCCUUGCCAAGAGAAUUCGGCCAAUGCUAAGCAACUCGACCGUUCAAUCGAAGACUCUUUGGACAAGAGAAUUUCCCCGUCUCAGAGAACUCGUUCGAGAGGAGAAAGAUCUGUUUCACCGAGAGAAAAUCUUGCGAAUGAAAAGCGCGAGGAUGAAAGGCAAGCUGGAGAAGCGAAUAAUCGCGAAGAAUCGAAUCGUGGUCCGACUUCUCCUAGCGGAAGCCAAGGCAAACCGAUUUCUCCCUUUGGAUCGCGACAACGUCUACCAGCUUCCAGGAGAGCUCAGCCCAACGAGCAAAUUCUGAUAGCUUCUCCGAAAAGAGAAACCACUUGCGAGACGAGAAUACCACGUCCUUCGAACGACUCCAGACGCUGCGCUAUAGAAUCACCUGUUCACAUGACGAACACACCCCGUAAACUUGUUAACGUUAAUUCCGUGGAUCAACGUAACCAAGAUUCCAGUCCAAACAAGGAUGCUACUAUGACUAAAGACACUGCAGGGGUCAAUGGAAACUUUAAUACAGAAAUACCGAGACCAGAGCCCAUUUACGGAUACAAAAGUCAAAGAAACGCGGUUGUUAGCUCUUCAAGAAUUCAUUCGCCGGAAAACAUAAACCAUAGAUCGGAUAAUAUAAAUAGGAACGACGGUGACGACAGAGUGGCUUGGGUUCAAGCACACACGUCUUCUCCACAAGCAAGUCCACAGCAGCCAAGCGAAGUUCAUACGAGUCCGCUGAAAGAAGUUCAACCAAACACGCAGAAGUCUGUCCAUUUGACCGAGUCAGGGUCCAAAGAAAAUCAUCAUCAUCGAGAGCAGACUCAUCAUUCGCAAAAUGCUGUUGCGUCUCGUCAGGUGGAAAUUCAAUUAGCACGAAACGCUAAUAGAGUUGGCGUAGAAGAGCAAAGUGUUUCGCAGCAGCAAGAGUCUCGGCCAGAAACGAUGUACGUUCAGAAAAUCUGCGAACCAAUGUAUGGACAACGGGGAACAUUGAGCAUUAAUAGCGGACCUUUGUCACCUUCGAAACAAAAGACCAGACAGCAUUUAGAAGCUUUCUACUGGCAGCAGAAGGCGUUGGAAGCACACAGAAAGUCGCUGGCGUCUCCUGUGAGCGCCAGCUCCAGACAAAUGGCUAGAAAAAUUGAUUUACCCGAGGUCAGGGAAGCUGUGUACUGGCAGCAGCUCAAGAAGCUGGAUGAGGAACAACAACGACGUAUUUACGAGCAGAAUCUGAUGGAGGAAUCCUCUUAUUGCAAAAAGAAUCCCGUCAGAACGUCGACACCUAGACAAACUGCGAUUCGAAGUCCCACGAGUAUUGCCGUGCCUGUUGCUCAUGGUAACCCAGCUUCGUGGUCCGCUGGUAAUCUUCGAUGCUCUAAAUCGAAUCCUAUAGGAAAACCGCCUCUAAUGCAGAGUCAGAAGGGCCAGAAUCAGCCUGUUUUGAUCGUCAGACCUCAACAGGCCAUUCGCGAUCGUCGCGAUUUGGUUCCAUCCAAACCUCUGGAGCCCGCUAGACAAGAGGCGCAAAGAAGCAAAAGUGCUUCUCCACAUUUUCACAGAGGAGAGGGGCAAGUGGUUCCGAGGAAACUCGAAGUUUCUUCGAUCUACGAUCAGGAGACGAAUGACGUCGAUGGAAAGACAGUCGCUCCUCCGCCGAUUUUUAAGAGGGGAAGCUUGAUCGGCGGAGAGUCUGUGGAGUACGGAACCGCCGGUGGCGCGAAAAGGGUCAGUUUCUCCAACCAGUCGGCCAUUGGUCAGGAUUUGGCUAGUGGAAGCUGGCCAACGAAACAUGGCACUGCCCCGGAACCACCGACUAGGAGACACAGGAGCGAAGACAGUGUUUCCGAUUCCGAUUCCGUGUUCUUGCAUCAGGAACGUAGGGAUGUGAAUUGCCUGGAUGGUACGGAAUAUGACGCUGACAGACCUCUGCCGCCUUUGCCCAAAGAUGUUGCAAGUGGCAUGAGAAGCGUAUCUACAACUGGACCAGGACCCGCACGGAGUGUCGCCUAUGGCGAAGUUCGUUGGAACAGUGGGAACGACCCUAGGAGGGCUGUUAGUCCGCAACGAGUACUUCAGCAAAAUGAGGAAGAGUGGAAUUCGGAUGGCAAGGGUCGACAGUCCAACGACAUCGGUGGGUCCGGCAGGGGGGAGGGUGAGGCGGGCUCGAACGAGGUUGCAACUGGUCGGCGAGGCGGCAGUGGCGGCGGCGUGGGUAGUGGAGUCGGAGGGGGCGGGGGCGGAGGUGGAAGUGUGUUGGGGGUUGGAGGUGGCGGAAGCGUCGGCGGAGGCUCGGGGGGCAGAAGCGGUUCAGGGGGUGGUGGCCGAUCGAGGGACGAGCCGAGGAGGCACACCCUCGGCGGCGAUCACCAACCGUCCCUACAUCAUCAGCAGUUCAACGCGGCCCAGCAGCUACACCCCCUUCAUCCCCAUCAUCUGCCGCCGCCACACGGCCAAUACGGUACGCCGCCGACGCGUCAUACCACCAUGGAUCUCGAGAUGGGGACCAAGUCUCGCCAGAGAAAGUCGCCUCUUCCGCGCGGGUACCCACCUCCCUCUUCGACGAUGUUAUUCGAUGACGACCCGGGCAUCAUGUCCGAGGUGGAGACAUCGAGCACUGGAUUUCGACGGGGUGGUAAGCAAAGAAGCAGCCUCCCCGUCGUACGGACCCCCAGCAAAACUCUGGAGCGACCACUAGGUAACGAUCGACCCGCGAUAGAAUUAGGAGCGUCUUGUUGCUGCCUCGCUGCUCGAUGCCCUUGUCGGACAUUCCUGACGAAACGAUGCGUUUCUGUGGACGAUUCCUUAGGUCUAGUGUUCCUGCAGUAUAGAAACGAGACGAAGCGGGCGCUCCUACCCAACGAAAUCACUAGCAUAGACACCGUUAAGGCUCUCUUCGUCAGAAGUUUUCCCAAACAACUCACUAUGGAAUAUCUAGACAGUCCUCACGUCAAGGUUUACAUACACGAUAGCAACAAGGACAUGUUCUACGAACUCGAAGAUCUCAGAUCGCAUCUGAGAGACAUCCGAGACCGCAGCGUCUUGCGACUGUUCGAGAGCACUGACGGUGUGACAGGGAUGCCAGGACCUUUGGGGAUACCGGGAACAGGAACAGGACUACCUCCUCACUGGGAAGACCAGAGCUAUUUCAGCGAGCCGGAAUUCGACAGCGAAUAUCAACAUCAACAUAUUCACAAAAGCAAGACGGCGAAGAACUCGACUUCCGGAAGCAGCGGGUACUACGUCGGAGGAAGCAGCACCCUGCCACGUGGAGGUCAACUAAUGAGAGCGUACAGUCCUGCGGCGUCGUCGGUAGUCGGAGGACCCAAUGCAACGCCUACUCAACCGAAACCUCUCGCCACUCCAGAUGGUUGGAUAGGUGGUGGCGGGGUGCCGCCGGCCAAGCCGCUUCGCAGCUACCAGUGUGGUAAGAGUCCCCUUGGAAGCCUCGGGGGCUCGGCUCGCUUCUCUAGAGACAGCUCGGUCUCCCUCUAUAGUAUAGCAGAUCGAUUGCACGGGGAAAGCGGUUAUAUGAGCAGUCCAGAAAGAGGUGGCGGAGUUGGCUCUGGAACUGGCAGAUAUCCAGCUGGUCCUUACAGCGCUGGGAGCAGCUACGAGGACCCGUACUACUCGCAGUAUUCGGGAACAGUGACACCGGUCAUCGACGAGGAAGCCAGUGGGUGGUGCAGCGAUACGGAGCUGUUGGAGGAAUCGUACAGCCUUUACGGUGUGAAACCGCCAGGCCGUCCGCCAUCCGGUCCUCCGCGAUCCCCGUUUCCUCCAGGGGCACCGCCACCUUUGCCAUCCGGUGGCCAGAGCUACGACGCUACUCGGAUAAGGGUAGAACACAUGGAGAGGCAGCUGGCGAACCUGACAGGUCUAGUGCAGAAGGCUCUGACCCACGCACCUCACACGAGUCCAUCGCCUCGUGAUUAUCUACAAGUUCCAGCUGGACGCGAUCCUUACGCAAGAGGACCAGGCGCAGGGGACGAGUUCGACAAACACUCUAGCUCCAGCUCUGCCUCAUUGCCAGUGUCUCAACCUGCCGUUACAGAUGACUCGUACUUAAGGACUGACGUAAAACCACCAAAGUUAGGCAAAGACAAGUCGGUGUCGUUUGAAAAGUCAGUGUCCUUCAGUGACGAGCCACCAGACAUGAAUUCCCCCAAGCAGCAUUCCCCGCAGCACGCAGCGGACACAAAACCAACAAAACCGGCGAUCAAAUCCUCCACGUUGCCGAGGAUGUCUUCGCAAGAGAGAGACAGGCACAAGCCGACACCGCCACCGAAACCAGCAGCGCUGGUAGCUGGCCAAUAUGUUUAUCGUGACAUGGCUCUGACACCGGAAAUGUACAACCAGUUGCGAGGUUUGCAGAAGAAGGCGAAGGACCUCAGGCAAGAAGUUAGGAAUCUGAGACGCAUGUCUCAGGCCCAGGCGCACACCAUACGAGAGACUAUAUUGGAUACGUUCAUCACCAUCAGGACAAUGUUGCUGUCGUGCGGCGACGCAGCUUGGGAUGCGGAGAAGAUUCGACUGAGCCGCGAGGAAGACCUCUACAGGCAGGAGAUGUUGAGGCUGGUAAAAGAUCUAACCGAGCUGGAGAACACGGUGGAGGAACUACGUGGCAACGUCAUAAACAGAAAGACAAGGGUCAAUAUGUCGGAUGUGGAGAACAUGGCCUUGAUAAUGAGCAAAUCCAGCAAAACGGUGGCGGACCUGAAGGUGCGAUUCCCGAGUCUUCAGGAAGGUAUGAAGGGUUUAUUGAGCUCUGAAAUGGAGAUGGUCGUACGAGCGGAGAAAUUCCUGAAAGAAGAGCCAGAACGAUUAGAGUCGGCGUUGAAGCGUUGCAAAAAGCUCACUAGUACCCUCGUGACGCUCAAACGUUUGGCGUCGGUGCAAGAGCAGCGAUUACCAAACGCAGCAGCGAGCGUAGACGCCGAGGAGACGCCACCGAUAACACCGACCUCUGCUCAACAUUCCAAGGCAGCUGCCCCUGUGCCAGCGGAACGCACUGUCGUGGGGUCAGCGAGCGUCAUCGGGGGAGGGCCCCACCCUCACGAGCCACCCGCCACCCAUCAGCAGCGUCCGGAGAACGCACUCGACGCUCUGCUAGACGAACUGCAGACGUUCUCGAGACCAAGCUCGCAGCUAGGUCACGCGCAAGGCUCCUCAACGAUGCUUUCCGAGCUGGGCAGGUCAGGAAGCAGAGGAGAGGCAGUCGGUGCAUCCACGGUGGCAACAACGGGUCGGCCGCCGUGCAUCUCGGACAUAGGACGGAAGGGGAGCGUAGAUUCUUCCAGUGGAACGUUGUUACCAAGCGGCGGAACACUAGCGCCAACGGCAGGGCCACCAAACGCCGGAGGAACGCUUCGCAGAUUGCACUCUUAUCCGUCGAGUUCGGACACAGAUACGUCGCCCCCCAUAGCGAGACUUCAGGUGUCCCUGCAGGAGCAGCCGAGUCUGCCCACGCUGCCGCAAGGAUUCGUUCCCGGACAGAAGCCACCGGUGCCUGAGAGAAACGCGGAGCUACUUCAGCUGGCCAGCGCCAGAAGGGUGCCACCGCCUCCACCGCCGCGCACCAGCUCCAGGUCUCCCUUGGCUAGUCCCACCAGCCCUCAGCUACCACCUAGAAACCAUUCUUAUAAUUUACAGAGCGCCAACGCCACGCUCCGAAGGCCACCGGCACGCGGUACCCUUCCUGUUAAAGAGGGCAAGCCUCCCAUGGCUCUACCAACAGAACAGCCUGUGGCUACGCUCGAGAGCACAGCACCCAGUCCAGUGCUUCAUAACAACUCAACGAGCUCUCAGUCGUCAGCCGUGCUAUCCACCAGCAAUUCCAGUUCCUGCGAGAGCGUCAACUCGCAGGAAGGUCUGCAGAGCAAGAAGGGUAGGCAGGAGCAGCUGGAGCAACGGCAUCAGGAGCUGUUGCGUAAACAGAAGGCUCUGCAGGAGCAAUACGCGAGACUGCAACAGUUACAGAGGAACACGGCGGGUCUGACUACAAUUCCGCCUGCGCCACCAGAUCUUUUGAAGAAGACAGGAUCCGAGAGUAAUUUGUUGGCUAAGAUGGGCUUGGGACUGAGCACUGCCAGCUCUGGAUCCUUAACUAGUCUAACUGCUGCUAAGCAGCCCUCUCUUACUCAGGAGGUAGUCUCUGUGGAUGGCGUUCAUGCGCGACAAGAAGAGUCGAACGAACAGCAGAGGAUGACCAACUGCAACGUCGCGUCCAACGUAAUCGCAACGACCAGCUCCGGCGAAUCUAACGGCAGUCAGACAGCGAUCGUUGCUUGUAACACGUCGGCAGCGAGCGUUUCCGCCGUAGCGUCAACGACGUGCAGCACCGCGAGUACGACUGCUACCACUACCACUAGCAAGAUCUACGAAACGGAUAUUCUGUGACCGAGAAGCCGUUCGUUGCUCGAGGCGAGCGUAAACGUGGCUGCCGCCGAAGUCGUGCUCGCGAGUUAACCGCGUUUUAAGCAAGCGAAGGAUAAAAACUGGGGAACGAAAGGGCGAUUUUUGUGGGAAGAUUAGAUCGCGACGAGGCGACCUCGCCGGCUGGAAAGUAGAGAAAACAGCGUAGAGAACUUAGCGAGUCACGCGUAAUUUAUAAUAUCGAUUAUCAUAAUUAAUAACGAUAUAUAGUAUUACUAAUCAUAAACGAAAAGCGCAAUCUCUCUCUUUCGGAACGCAUAAUCCGGAUGCAUAAUAAUAGGGAGGCGAAAGAGGCUGGGAGUGAUCCCUCACGAUCGUUUUUAGGAAUAAAAAAAAGUUGGGCGAUUCGAAGAUCCAGUUCCUGGUUUAGGCAGGAUACAAUGAUUGUAUUGUCGAGCAUACGUCAAGCUGUAGCGACGAUUGUGCCAAAAUGGAGAGCGAAAGCCGAUAAACAACCGAUAAAACGACACGCCCCUUUACUCGCGUUUUCUCCUCGAGCCAAGCUCUGCUAACUUCGAGCGAAUAAAACCGACUGUCGCUAUGAUCGUGGUCUAUCGUGCAUACCUAUGAGUAUAUCUAACUAUAUCUACGAAAGAGAAACGAUAAAUUUAUAUACACAAAGCACAGGAGUAAGAUGAGAAUUUCUAUAUAAACGAAUAUUUAAGCGAAUAGAGUUAGAUUGAUAGAGAAGCAGCAGAACAGCGUCGUAAUACACUGUCGUGUCACGUCAGAUAUCCUUGGCAGAGAACGUUUAAUGGAAACGUUUAUUCCUGUCCAAGAACCGGCUAUGUACGAACUCGCACAAAGUGCUAACGACCGCGCUGAACGAAGCUAUAUCUCUCCUUAUAUUUACUUAUAAGUCACGGUGUGUGAAAGAUUCUUCGUAUGUUUCUAAGUAGCUUUGAUCGGAAAAAGAAAAAAAGAUGUAACCUCGAUGGAAAACGCGAGGGUAGAGUGCGACCUUAUCUCGUGUCGCGGUAAACGCGUUUCGGUUAAUGCUUUAUUUCCAUUAUAUUGGCAUAAUAAUUCCAAUAUAUUGGAAUCGAUUCUCCAAUAAUGGAAAUUCCGAAGAAGAUCGAUUUUUCGACGGACAAUGGCAAGAUCGAAAGGAACAUUGCUCAAUAUUUACCGAUCGAAAAAUGCAGCGAGUGUUUACACGGCGUUGUCAAACUGCUUGUCGAUUCGUUCCAAAGUAUGGUUCGUUUCGUGAAAAAUUUCUGCGAAAUCUCGUGAGAUCGGCAUGUAAAUUAUCAUUCGAUGUAUCAUGUGAUGACCGACUCGUUCGAUCGUUUGCUGGCUUCACGAAUUUGCCGUAUCUUCGACCGAUCGAACCUAACCCCAAACCUACAUCUAAUUAGCGCGUUCUUGGAACGAUUCGCCGCGCUAUUCCACGCCAAACGUUCAUUCCUAAUUCGAUUAGCUGAUUAAAUUGAUUCGCUUGAAUCGUAUCAGAGUUCAUUGAUAGAGCAUAUCGCAGUUGUCACGCGUCAAUCCCAAAUUUCUGUCAGCCUUUAAGAGGCCGCGUGAUCUGUUGGUGAAAUUCGCGGUAUCCCUGUUAAAAAGAACGCAGGAAGCGCGAGAGAAAGAAGAAUGAGAGUAGAGAACGAUGAUAUGAUGUAAGAUUCGGUAGUAACGUUGACAGCGAAGAAGAAUACCCGCUGCUUUUGUUAUCGAGGUGUUGUAGAGAGAUGUCGGACUAGCGAUGAGCUAAACGGAAUAAGGUAACCGUGCUUCCCAGUGCUCGACAGAAAUCAGAGAUACACAUUUAUAUAAUCGAUAUGCGCAUACUUUGCUUCGAGAGGCCUAAUAGCCGAUAGGUUUGAUUCCGUGCUUCUUCCUUUCCGUUCGUUUUCCUAUUCAACUGGAAUUAUUGCUUGCCGCGGUUUUCCCUUUCUUUCGUCGCGUCGUCAUUCUUCGAUAGUCGAUUAGUAAAGAUUUCGUCUACUACGCCGAUCGUAAUCGUGGCUAUUAUUUAUUUUCUACGUACACCAUGAAACGCAUCUAUAUGGAAGUAAUAAUUAAUAUACAUAUAACGAUAAGAAGUAAUAUGAAUAAGAAUAUGGAUAAUAACGAUCGAUCACAGUAUUCAGUUGCGAGUGUUUAUCAAAUCAUUAAACGAUCAAGACGGUACACGAUCCCAACGAACAAGCACUUCUCGUUCGAUCUUCACAGUCGGACUUGUAUAUUGUUCCAUUCACGACAAGUAGGUACUUACAUGCAGCAGCCUCCAGUCGCAUAAUUUGCAUUUGUACAAAGCUGCUUUCUCUCAACGCGCACUUCUUCGUUUUCUGCCGAUUCGAUCCCUUCCCUGUCCUACCAUCCUUCCUUCGUUCCUCCGUUUAUCUACUCACGAAAGUAUGCGUUUCCUAUUUUACGUAACCGAGUCACAUCUCAUCUUCGAGAACCACCCCAUGGCUCAUGGUCUAUUAUCCAUGGCCCAACCCAUCCCCAGGCAAUAAUUUCUCCCUCGAGAGGUGUGAAAUAUCGGUGCCACACCUUUCGACCGCGAGACGCAAAAGCGGGACCCGAAAUCGAUUCAGUUAUUUCCAGAACGUUAGCCAAUAAUCGAUAUGUAAUGUUUUCCGACGAUCCUGUACGCCAAAUCGAAUUGACUUGUUACAUUUGUAAAUGUUUGUAAGUAACUAUCACGUAAUAAAAUAAUCGAUUAAUAAUCAUCGAAA
Bombus pyrosoma is the source of this 12693-nucleotide messenger RNA. RefSeq lists its product as uncharacterized. The coding region runs from base 791 to 9976 and encodes 3061 amino acids. NCBI's taxonomy places the organism in Eukaryota, Metazoa, Arthropoda, Insecta, Hymenoptera, Apidae. The transcript has 22 exons. Gene Ontology annotation, cellular component: cytoplasm. The record is from RefSeq and is a predicted model, not a curated record.